Molecule: messenger RNA, 858 nt
Organism: Metarhizium brunneum ARSEF 3297
Lineage: Eukaryota; Fungi; Ascomycota; Sordariomycetes; Hypocreales; Clavicipitaceae
Source: RefSeq, a predicted model, not a curated record
AUGUUAUCAUUUAUGCUUAAUGCGCAUGAUGUCGUACGCCCACCCAAGGCCCCCAUCUCCAUGAAGCAAGACAACAAGCUAACACCCGCGGCCAGCCCGAGCAAAAUCGUCUCGACCUCCAACACCAAAUGUGCAAACUCGUCCUCAACGGCAGACUCGGCCUCGGCCCCGUCCACUCCCCCAAACACGUCCUCGACGUCGCCACAGACGCAGGCAUAUAGGCCCUCGAAUACGGUUCUACUUCCCCAAACAAACCCCCCCCAAAACCUCACCAACACAAAUCCCCUCCAAAAAGCCAAAGCCAACCCCCAAGCCCACGCCAUCGGCACCGACCUCUUCAUCAUGCAGCCGGCACUACCGCCGCGCCCAACGUCUCCUUUGUCCGGCAAGACGUCGAGAAGGAAGAGUGGAAGUACCCCCUUCCCCUGGAUUACAUCCACCUCCGCUACAUAUCCGUCCUGCGAAAGGCCCACGCCGCCCUCCGCCCAGGCGGACAAAUCGAGAUAUUCGACAUCGUCCUGCGCCGCCAGGGACGGCAGGGACAUGCAAAAGGCCGAAAAGUACAAGCAGUGGCUGGAGGAGAUUGGCUUCGUCGACGUGGUAGACGUCGAGCUCAUGGUCCCCGGCAACGCGUGGCCCGAGGACGACAGGAUGAGGGAGAUUGGCAGGCACCUCGUGCAGGUGCAGCCGGGGCCGCUUCUGAGCCUCGGGUCGUAUUUUGGAGCAACGGACCUGUCGGGCGUGUUGGAUGGCCUUGCUCCCGACAUGCUGAGGGACAUGGAGGAUGAGAGCAUCCGCCUGUGCUGGCCCAUACACGUUGUGUAUGGACGAAAGGCGCUCCAAGAUGAAUCCGCGUAA